Aspergillus pseudotamarii is the source of this 673-nucleotide messenger RNA. RefSeq lists its product as uncharacterized. Gene Ontology annotation, cellular component: chromatin. Bases 52 to 276 code for a protein of 74 amino acids. Gene Ontology annotation, molecular function: RNA polymerase II cis-regulatory region sequence-specific DNA binding; DNA-binding transcription factor activity, RNA polymerase II-specific. The transcript is spliced from 2 exons. Lineage: Eukaryota; Fungi; Ascomycota; Eurotiomycetes; Eurotiales; Aspergillaceae. The record is from RefSeq and is a predicted model, not a curated record. Gene Ontology annotation, biological process: regulation of transcription by RNA polymerase II.
GUCGAAACCGAAUCUCCUCUUGACAUCUCAAUACCAGGGCACACUUUGCCGAUGCCUCCCAGAAAGAAACGUAAAAUACCACCUGGGGAGAGAGUUGGGGAAGGACAGAGUUGUCAAAGGCUGUCCUCCCCUAGCAAGAAAAACAGAUUAUUCCGUUGCCAAUUCUGUGCUAGAGAAUUUCAACGGAAUGAGCACUUGCAACGACAUGAACGGCUACACACGAAGGAAAAGCCCUUUGGCUGUACCGUCUGCCCAGAAACUUUUACCCGAAGGUAAAAGCAGAUGCAGAUACUCCUUACUAGUUGCUUGUACCUUUGGCUAAAAAGAUGGCUGAACCAGUGACCUCCUAGCUCGUCAUCUGCGCCUCUGCCAUACUGUUGCUUCGACCAACCUAAAUGGUUCCGGAACACCUUUGAAUUAUCGCAGCAAAUCGCCAGAGUAUGCUAGUUAUGCUUCCGAUGCUGCAAAAAGUGCAUCGGCCCAUAUCCAUACAGGACCAGAUACGGCACUUACUGCCAACGACUCGGGUCAUUCUUCGUCCAUAUUGCCGCCCUCCGACGCAUGCUUGAUUCCCGUCUCAGAUGCAUUUUGCUCGAGUUACUCGAGGACUCAUGCGGAUAAUUCAAUCGCAAUGCCCGUAGAGGCUUCUUCCAACUCGUCACCGGCGCCGUGG